Messenger RNA from Chinchilla lanigera (long-tailed chinchilla), 5389 nucleotides. It is a transcript of the gene Tnfrsf8, whose product is annotated as tumor necrosis factor receptor superfamily, member 8. NCBI's taxonomy places the organism in Eukaryota, Metazoa, Chordata, Mammalia, Rodentia, Chinchillidae. Gene Ontology annotation, molecular function: transmembrane signaling receptor activity; protein binding. Gene Ontology annotation, biological process: signal transduction. The record is from RefSeq and is a predicted model, not a curated record.
UUCCCUGUACUGCAAAAAUAAAAAUAAAAUAGAUAAAAAUGAUCUCUUUGCAGGACUAUUGGGUACCUUCCAAAUCCCAUUCAGUUAGCAUUUGUGAGUGUGUGUGCCUGUGUGCAUGUGUGUGUGUGUGUGUGUGUGUGUGUGUGUGUGUGUGUGUGUGUGAUGCUGGGUAGAAUCCAGAGCUAGUGCAUGCUAGGCACACGCUCUACCAUUGAGCCGCCCGCGCCCUGCUUGCCUCUUUUACCAAAUGCCCCCCUGUGCCAGCACUGACUGCGGCCGCGGGUUUGUUCUGCGUCCUUCUGGGCGCGGUGACUCUGAGACCGUGAUUCGCGCUGGACCUGGGUUUCCUGAGCGUCCAAGUGACUCACGGGCAUCCACAGCGGCCUGCCAAGCAGCGAGGUGCGGUGGGAGCUGGGGCCUCCCCUAGGGGACGCUCAGCCCGGGUCAUGCUCACGGUGGCCCUGCUGGGGGCUGGGUCACGUCUCUUUUCCUCUCCUGUCUUUCUGGGAGGUGGAAGGGAUGAACGUGGGACCGGGCGAAGCCCAGCUACCAGGCUCAGCCAGCGCGAGGCAAGGCCUGGGGGACGGCGGCCUGAGCCCAGAGCCUGGCUGUGCCAUUCACAGCGACUCUCCCGUAAUAGGGAUGAAGAAGCUGGGUCCUCAGGGGUCCAGGCAGAGCCAAAGCAGCCCAGGGUAACGUGGCAGAUGGAGACCAGGCCUCCUGCUUCCUCCGCCUCGGGGGCGCCCCCUAGCGGGACCCAGCACAACACUGCUCCAGCCCUGGAUUUAUAGAGGGGGUGCUGAGGCCAGAGUGAGGGAAGUCACGUGGCCGAGAGCCAGAGGACAGAGGACGCGUCCCCACCGAGACGGCUGACCAGCAGCGUGGCCAGUGCUGGUCUGUGGGAGGUGACACCCACGAGGCAUCCCCCGAGGCUCGGGGGAAGGACCGACGCCAGCUUUCCUCCCAUGUGCCGCCCCAGUGCUGGGACCCGGUGCUUCCUCCUGAGGAAAGCCAGGGCGCCAGGGGACUAAGGAAGGAAGGGAAGGCAGUUGCGGCUUGAGAGCCAGGCGAGGCUGGAAACGAACUCCAGCCCUGCUCUUCUCAAACCAUAUGAUCUCUGGCAAGUUACUUAAUGCCUCUGAGCCUCAGUUUGUUCAUGCAUAAAGUGGGGACAGUGAUCCUGAGUUGAAAUCUUGGGGCUGGGGCUAAAUGUCUGAACAAGGGCUGGGCACACAGCGGGUGCCUAGAGGAUGGCACUAUUAGGAAGCGGGGUCUUCCCUGUCACUGUGGAGAGACGCACAGUGCCUGGGCUGGGUUUCUCUCCAGGCUCAGCGGUGGGCACCUGGUCGGCCUGCUCCUGGGAAUCCAGCUGGGGUGCGCAUUGCUGGGGGAUCUGACUCGUCCAGUGCACCUGGGCCAGCACCCAGGGAUCAGCGUGCAUUGAUGGGCAGCUGGGAGCCCUAAUGUCGGCCCCUGACUCCAGAGAAUGAACUUCCGGCUGCCCGGCCCUAGCCCCGAGCAGCCAUGUCUCAGCUCCCGCCCAGGGGCCAAAGUCAUGAGGACCCAGAUGGUAUCUCUGCCAGCCCGGAGAGCUGCUUCUGGAUCUCUCCUGAGUCCCAAUGGCUCCCAAUCGCCACGCUGGGGACCCAGCUUCCAACACACGGACCUUUGGAGGACCCCAAACUAUGCCCAGCUCCAUCAGGGGCUCGAGCGCAGGCAGCCGGGUGGGUCAUCUGCCGCCUGGGACCCAGCUGUGGCCAAAGGUGACCCAGAGCCGCCCCUCCUGAGCACCCUGCCUAAGGGGGCCAAGAACGGUGCCCAGGAGGGGGAGAAAGUCCCAGGCUCCCGCUGAGCUGCCUGCGGCACGGUCCCUUUGUCCACCGAGGGCAUUUUGGGGCGGGGGUUGCCAGCUGUAGGGAAGCCCCUGAAUUUCCUGAGCCAGGUUGGGACUUUGUGUCUUGCUCAGCAUCCUUCUAGCCACAGUAUCCUGCGUUCCCUUGGGAGGGUUCCUGCCGCAUCUGCGCUCUUCUCUCUUCCCUAAGGAGUUGGCUGCACUGCGGCUGCGCGGCGUGGGUUCUGCCCCUGGCCCCGAGGGCGCUGGGGCCCUGCUGUCCCUUACGGGGCCUCCGCUCACCUUGCCCCGGGUGCGAGUUCAAGGGACUCCCCCUUGGCCCCUUCAAAGCACUUUCACACCUGGAGGGGGUUCACAGACGCCAGCGCUCUUUCUCCUGCCUGCUCUUCGGAGUCCCCGAAGCAGCCAGGGCCGGGUACUGUCCUGGGUACCCGCGGGCCUCCUGGCUGUGCGCGCCCGCGGCUGCCUGGAGCAGUUGGAUAGCAAGCCAGUCAUGGCGGUUAUGUUGCGAUGAGAUCAGUUCUAGAAUUGAGGAUCGACCCCUUGCGCCCACCUGUGCCGGAGAUCCCAAGCACUACUACGACAGGGCUUUGGGGCAAUGCUGCUACCGCUGCCCCAGAGACGACCUCGUGGAGAAGGCGCCGUGCUCCUGGAACGCCUCCCGCGUGUGCGAGUGCCGGCCCGGCAUGUUCUGUGCCACCUCUGCCACCAACUCCUGUGCCCGCUGCUCCCCACACUCCCCCUGCCCCGUGGGGAUGGUCGUCACGGCCCCAGGCACGGCCGAGAAGGACACGAUGUGUGACCGGCCUUCCCCGGGGACCAGCCUGGACUGCGGCAGCCCGGAGGCCUGCAGGACACCCGCCAGCAGUGCCACCCGCCAGGCCGAGCCAACUACAGCGUCCCCUGCCACUGCCGAUGCCAGGACCCUGCCCCUGGGAGAGAGCACCACGCUCAGGCUGGAAGAUGCCCCUCGACUGCGGCCAGCAGGGGUUUCUGCGUCUCCCUUCUCUGUGGCAGAGGCAGGCCCAGGCCCAGGGCUGCCCGCUUCGCAGCAGUGUCUGCCGGGGUCCGCUAACUGCAGCUGGGAGCCGUGCGGCCCUGAGCACUACCUGGCCGUGGAUGGCCACUGCACGCCCUGCGUGAGCUGUGAGGGAGACGACCUCGUGGAGAAGGCGCCGUGCUCCUGGAACGCCUCCCGCGUGUGCGAGUGCCGGCCCGGCAUGUUCUGUGCCUCCUCCGCUGCUAACUCCUGUGCGCGCUGUGUCACCCGCCCCGUCUGUGCACCGGGGACGGUCCCCGGACUGCAGGGUGUUGCCGGGGACACCACCUUCGAUCCACCUCCCUUGGGGACCCAUCCCGAUUGCAGCCUGCAGGCAAGCAGCGACACUCCUGCCAGCGCGGGCCCCACCCUGAGCCCCCUGGUGGGAUCCCCAACCAGCCACAGGCCGGCUGUCUCCACCAGCGCCCCGGUGUCCCUCUCCUCCACAGGGAAGCCCAUUCUGGAUCCAGGCCCUGUUCUCUUCUGGGUGCUCACGGUGCUGGCGGUGGUGCUGGGCUCCGGCUCCUUCCUCCUGUGCUACCGGAGGGCCUGCAGGGCGCGGAUUGGCCAGAAGCUGCACCUGUGCUACCCGACCCAGACCUUCCGGCCCAAGCUGGAGCCUGCGGAUUCCAGACCCAGGAGGAACCUGAGACGGCCCAGGAGUGACGCGUCGGGGACAGAGCCGGGUACAGGGGCGCUGAGUGUGGCCAGCCCCCCGGUUGUGGAGACCCGUGCCAACAUGGGGGCGGCCUGCCCCGAGAGCCUGCUGCUGCUGGGUGCCAGCCCUGCCGGGGAUGAGGCGUCCCCCAGGGAGCCGCCCGAGCCCCGGGUGUCCGCGGAGCACACCAAUAACCGCAUCGAGAAAAUCUACAUCAUGAAAGCUGACACUGUGAUCGUGGGGAGCGUGAAGACGGAGGCUCCCGAGGGCCGGGGUGCUGUGGGGCCAACGGGGACCGACCUGGAGGCAGAGCUGGAGGUGGACCAAGCCCCCCACUACCCCGAGCAGGAGACAGAGCCGCCCAUGGGCAGCUGCGGAGAUGUCAUGUUCUCCGUGGAGGAGGAAGGGAAGGAGGACCCCUGGCCCUCUGGAAAGUGAGGCUCGGUCUGGACUGGGGCAGGGAGGGUGGCCAGGGUCCUAGAGUGCCGGGGUGGCAGUGGUGAGGCUAAGCUGGUGGGCAGAGGCCCACGCGGCUCGGACCGAGGUCCUGACAUCACACAGGGGACCAGGGAUGGGCACCUCGACUCCUGUGGCUGCUGACAGUGCUGGCCCCCGACCUGGCCCCAGACACUCACUUCCAGGGCCAGUCCCCGCUGAAAGAGGGGACACGGGCUGCUCCCAAGCGCCCCUGUGCUCUCUCUCUCCCUUGGCCUCAGUGGUGAUGCCCGUCGGGCCUUGCUGGCACGCUGCCGGUCCCCAGUUACAGUAAACCUGGCUCCCAGUGGGCCCUGCGCCAGCUCUUGUGGUUUUCUCCUGAGUCAGAAGGGAAGUCGAGGGAUGGGGCGGUGGUGGCGGUGCCGGUACCAUCUGGGCCGUGCCUGUCGCAUUGCUCCCUGUGUUGAGCGAGAGCCCGGCCUGGCCUCCGGCCUGCUUGGGCUCUAUGGCACCUACCUGCACCUAUUCCACAGCCCCAGGUGGGCCCAGGACCCAUGCACUUGUCUCAAAAUGUCUCAGCAGUCCCCACAGCAGGAGUAUUUUGAGACCAAGGUGCCUAUGCUGGGCCUUCAGCAGCUACAGUACCAGGCCCCAGCUAGAGACCCAGAACAGCCUGCCUGCUUUGCCCUGCGAUUUCCUCCCGGCAAGGAGCUGGGACGGCAACCCUGGAGUCCUCAACCGCUCUGCGGGCCCUCCCGCCCAGUCUUGGAAACGCGGAGGCGUCUGUCCUAGAUCUUCCAUGCUUGUGAAGCCAUUCGCCCGGCCCUGCCCUCUGACCCACACCGCUGCAUCCGUCAGGUGUGGGCACUGGAAAGACCCUGGUGUCACGUGCACACCGGCCUCACUCUGCAGCAAAGGGAAAAAGCAUUCCGUGGCUACAACUGGAUUUUGGGUGCCCUUCGGGUGGUACGCCCAAAGGAGCAGCGCUGCUCUGACUCGCACCCCGUGGCCUGCUCUCUGGGCCUCUUUAACAAACAAGUGGUGAUGACACAUCUGCAGGUCAGCCGCCGUGGGGACUCCUGGACUUACCCGCAGGCCCGCAGGGCUGUGUUUACUCUCCAGCGGUUGCUCUCCGGAGGAAGUUGAGGCUGCCUCAGGAGUCAGAAACGUAGUUUCUGAAACCACUCAGAUGUUUUGGGGAAAGUUGGAGCAGCCGGGCCACUGAGAGAGGUGGUCACACAGCAGGACUUGGACACUGGCCAGGAGGACUUUGGGUGUUUGCCAUUGUCUCGUGCCAGGAUGAAGCAAGUGUGCUCGGCACACCCCAGAGCUGCACCCAGGAGGAGCAUGUGGGCACCACAGGGCAUGCUGGUAACUUGGCCAAAUAAUGCAGUUCCUCACCCAG